Messenger RNA from Strongylocentrotus purpuratus (purple sea urchin), 7679 nucleotides. RefSeq names its product sorbin and SH3 domain-containing protein 1. Lineage: Eukaryota; Metazoa; Echinodermata; Echinoidea; Camarodonta; Strongylocentrotidae. Gene Ontology annotation, cellular component: glutamatergic synapse; presynapse. Gene Ontology annotation, biological process: synaptic vesicle uncoating. The transcript is spliced from 28 exons. The coding region runs from base 1 to 3417 and encodes 1138 amino acids. Gene Ontology annotation, molecular function: protein binding. The record is from RefSeq and is a predicted model, not a curated record.
AUGGGUCAGAAAAUCAAUCCUGGUAGCAAGGCUUCGAGAGCACAGCUUCAUGUUGGUGACAUUGUAGAGACAGUGAAUGGUGUCAGGACAGGGGAUCUACCUGUUUCUCAAGCACAGAAACUAUUACAUAACAAUUCAAAUGAUCUACAACUCAGAAUACACAGAAGUCAGUCAUCAGUGAACGGAUCGUACCAUCCGAAUGGGAAGAUGUCUUCUCAGUCCAGUCUCAUCGUCACAAAUGACUCGGGGUUCUCUGGAACAGGUUCACCCACGUCCCCUCCAAUGAGUCCAACCAAUGGGUUUCAAAUGAGUCCAUCAAAGCAAAAAGGAUGGGUUCUUACUGACAUGACGACGGGCUUUCUGCCCAAGUCACGUGGUGCUGCCCUCUUUGAACGAAGAAAGAAGAUGCAAGAAGAACGUGAACAAGGAGGAGUUCCGCCGCCUUCUGUGAUGGAUAUCCCCACCAACAACAACAACCAACGCAAAGAUGAAGAUGAAUUCUGGCCACCGCCUCCCCCUCCUGAUGAAAGUAUAUGGCCGCCCUCCGAAGGUGGCGUGUCGGUUGACCGAGUUCCUGAUCAGAUGGCCCCGCCUCCGCCCCCGCUGAGGAAGGAUGAAGGCAUUGCUCCUGUCUGGACACCAGGUGGUGGCCCAUCGGUCAAGAAAGAAUUCAAGCCGGUCAAACUAGAUCUCUCCAACAGGCCUAAGAUCAGCUCUGUCAAUCCACCGACCUACUCAUCACCUGCUGCUCAUACAUGGAGCCCUUCCAAUCAGGGGGUUACCUCCCCUCACCCCCCUAUCACCCCUCAAUCCAAUCAACCACAGUACACACAACCCAUGGCUGUAGACACCCUCCCAGACCCCUCCCACAUACUCUCCCCUGGGUAUGUUUCACCCCGCUCCCCAAGCCAACAACCCCACCCCCCUCCACCACCUCAGUUUGCUGGGGAGGGGCCUGCCUCUCCCCGCCCUCCAGUCUCAAGAGCUGUGCCUGUGAGCCCCGCUGGGGCAGUGCCUUAUCAACCAGGGGGGCAAGUGCCGGUUGAAGGAAUGUCCAAUGGGUAUGGCUUUCUACCAGCCAGUGCUGUGUUGUCUGGAUCACCAGGUGCUAUUCAAUCAGAUUUGUUGACAUGGGGUCAACAGCCAGGCCCCGCCCUGUCUACGUCGACCAAUGGCAAUUCCACGAUCAUCCUUGAUCCAUCAAACCUUCCUCCCGGUGCACUGUUCCAGAAACAGACAAUAGAGGGCGAUGUAGUGCACACCGAUACUUUCUACCCAGUACAAGGUGUGACAAGGAAAACGUCAACUGUGGUGAAACAUGAAGCACCAAACUACGAGGGUAUCGGCCCGAGGGACAAAGAUGGCUUACCGCUCGGUCUAAGACAGCAUGUAAAAGAAGACAACAGACACGACUGGUACAAGGAAAUGUUCAAGUCUAUUCAUAAACAAGACAGAGAUGAAGAUGAUAGUGAUGAUAUUUCAAUCUCACAGAAUGUAGAAGAUGACAGCUCUGAUAGCGUGUUUAUGAGUGAGAGUGAUGUAAUGCAUGCACCUGCCAAAGAUGACUGGAAGAAAGAAGAUCCUAGGAAUAAUGAACCAGAGACAGUGGUGAAGAACACACCUUCAUAUCGUGUACAGCCGGGUAGAAUACAGAACUUUGUACCAGGAAAGUCAGCCCUAGCAGCUCAUGAGAAAAGUGUCCAAGCAAAGAAAGAUGGUCUACUUUAUUAUGAAGGAGGCCGGCGUGGAUCUGCUCCUGGCUCAGGCUCGGGCUAUGCUUCUGAUGAUGAAGCUAGGAAGGGCUAUCAUACCUUCGUCAAAUCUGGUGAGCUGCCCAAUACAUCUGGUUUCGGCUUCGGUGCUCCAAAGGCUCGUAGAGAGACCAAGACAUCCACAGCAGGCCCAAUUCAGCCUUCAUUACAACCUCCAUCAAAUCAACAACCUCCUACAACAACAUCAUCACUAUCCUCUCCCUCGCCCUCGUUGUCCCCCGCCCUGCACGGCGGCGCCCCGCCUCCCAUCACGGGAAGUGGGUUUGCCGACGGGGUGGUUCUGAGGACAGGGUUGACACGGAGCGCCUCCCUCUCACGGACGACGGGGUUGCCGAAGAGGAGGCAGCGGUAUAGCGAGGGAAGCGGGCUGACUGCUGCUCAGAGACUUGGGAUAAAGACCCCGCCCCCAGCAAGAUUAUCAGCAUCUUCUAACACCAAGCCUGUAGUGCAAGACAGCCGGUAUGAUUACAUGAAUCAGCUCCCAUCAGCUGAUGUUAGGCAGAUCAGUGAGAAGAAACCUCGUCAAGUCCGAGAACCAGACGCCUCCUACAACAAAAGCCUUCCUGAGUACCUUCCUAUCAAGUCCCCAUCCAUCUCAGACGAUCGUUUCGAUGAUUUUGAUUUCUCACCGCCCGUCACUGUCACAGCAACCAAACAGGAGGUACUUCCCAAAGUUGAACGUACUCCCUCUCUAGAAUACAAGCUGACGAGGGCCAGUGCCAUAGCCGUAUACCCCUUCACAGCACAAAGCAAAAAAGAGCUGAGUUUCAAGAAGGGUGAUACCAUUUACCUGACGAGGGAGAUAGAUAAGAACUGGGUGGAGGGAGAGCAUCACGGCAAUAAAGGCAUCUUCCCAAGGACAUAUGUAGAGAUUGUAACCAGUAUUGAAGAAGCAAGGAAUCUGCAAGUCAACGCACCAAGCGCAGAAGGAAAAGGCAGAGCUAAGUACAGAUUCAAAGGAGAAACAGCCAAUGAGCUUUCAGUCAAUAAGGGUGAGAUUGUGGAUCUGGUGAGGAAGAUAGAUAAUAACUGGUGGGAGGUUCGUCAUGGCAACAAGGCUGGCAUUGUACCGGUGGCUUAUCUGGAUGUACUAAGAGAACCACAGCAAGGGUUGUCAUCACCCCAGCCAAAGUCUCCUGCCAGCUCUGGUGGUGGGCGUGGCCCUCUGAGCCCCAACCAGGCACCCCGGUCUCCCUCCAUCCAGGCACACCGGUCCCCCUCAACCCAGGCACCCCGAUCCCCCUCCACCCAGGCACCCCGAUCCCCUUCAGCACCGGCAGAUAAUCUCUACCAACCCAGUAGUCCUUACCAGUCGGAUACGCCUACACUUGGUAGACAGCAACCCUCCCACCAGAACAGGGCGGGGCAAGGAUCGAGGAGUGGUGGUGGUGGUGGUGGUCAGAGGGGGAUGCAACCAACAGGUGGCAGACCUGCUCAGAAUGCUGGCUUCCAUCAAAAACGUCCCGAUGGUGAAAGAUUCCGUGCAGUGUACAGCUACCAGCCUAGCAACGAUGAUGAGCUAGAGAUCAUGGAAGGAGAAACGGUGGUUGUCAUGGAGAAAUGUGAUGAUGGUUGGUAUGUGGGAUUCUCAGAAGCAACAGGACGAUUCGGUACCUUCCCUGGGAACUACGUGCAGAGACUAUAACAUGUCACAAAGAAAGAGCUCAACAUCCUAGCAAUCCUGAGACAAACAAGAUGAUGAAACAAGAUUACAAGAUGAAUUUUGACAAGAUGGAAGCCUUACCAACCACUGUAAAAGUAUCAUCAUUGGAUUGGUAGUCCAUCAUUAUUUAUUCAUCGAGGCACAUGGGCACCUUUCCAGUAUCUAGAUUGAAACUACAUGAUUGGGCAGAUGAGACAAGAAAUGAAACAAGUAUUAACCCUUUGCUUGUGGGAACCUGGUGGUCCCUGUGUUAAGCCUAUGGGACCUGUAAAAUUCAGUAGUCAACGGCUUAAGCCAUGACUCAACUACACUGGUUGUCUGAUUCUUACAUGUAUGUACCAUGCAUGCAUUGUUCCAUACACACCACUCUGCUGUCCAUACUGUGUGUAUUGUCAUGCCGUGUUUUAAUCUACAGAUAGAUGAGACAAAAAAUGAAACAAGUAUUAAGCCAUGACUCAACUACACUGUUUGUCUGAUUCUUACAUGUAUGUACCAUGCAUGCAUGCAUUGUUCCAUACACACCACUAUGCUGUCCAUACUGUGUGUAUUGUCAUGCCGUGUUUUAAUCUACAGAUAGAUGAGACAAAAAAUGAAACAAGUAUUAAGCCAUGACUCAACUACACUGUUUGUCUGAUUCUUACAUGUAUGUACCAUGCAUGCAUGCAUUGUUCCAUACACACCACUAUGCUGUCCAUACUGUGUGUAUUGUCAUGCCGUGUUUUAAUCUACAGAUAGAUGAGACAAGAAAUGAAACAUGACUCGACUACACUGUUUGUCUGAUUCUUACAUGUAUGUACCAUGCAUGCAUUGUUCCAUACACACCACUAUGCUGUCCAUACUGUGUGUAUUUUCAUGCCAUGUUUUAAUCUACAGAUAGAUGAGACAAGAAAUGAAACAUGACUCGACUACACUGUUUGUCUGAUUCUUACAUGUAUGUACCAUGCCUUCAUACACCACUAUGCUGUCCAUACUGUGUGUAUUGUCAUGCUGUGUUUUAAUCUAUGGAUGGAUAGGUUAACUGAAAAUGUACAAUGUACAUUUAGGUCCCAUUUCAUUAAACUUAUUGUCAAUACCAAGUUGCAACUCCUGUUAUAAGCUACUGCAAUUGUUGCAUUUAAUAGGCUGUGAGCAAAAUUUGUUACAGGAAUGUGAUACUUGUUAUUGAUAAAAAGUUGAAUAAAUUAGGGCCCUAUUGGACAUGGGUGUUAAGUUAUCAGACAAUAAUUUCAUGAAUAGAUUCACAUUGAUAUUUUGAUCAAUCAUCGAUUGGAUUUAUAUUUUGUACAAUUAUGUACAGAUUUUAUUCUCAGCUUGUGGCAUGUGUUUCUUUCAAUGAUUAUUCUUAGAUCACUUGCAAUGAAUUUCAAGAUAAAAACUACACCAGGAAGGUGCAUAUUGUCUUUCUUAUUAUGCAGACAUUAAAAACAGAGUUUGAUGUAUGCUGUAAAAUGGAACAUGGAACUUAAAAGAUAAGGGGAUUGAAGCAAAAAACUUGUAAGUUUUCUCAAAACAACCAUAAAUGUUAAUGUGGUAUGAAGGGUUAACUAAUGGUGAUCUAGGGAUGGUUUCAAAGAUACUAAGUGGAUGAAAAUUGAUAUAACAUGGAAUUAACUCUGAAAUGUUUGAUAAAAUGGAUGCUAAACUAGUAAAAGUACUAGGUACGUCUUGAAAAGAAUGGCAGAUAAUGUGGACGGUGGUGUUAAGAACUUUUUUUACAAGAAUUUUCAAAUAAUAUAAAAAGAACAUUGAAUAAAAAGAGAAAAACUAUUUUUUUUUGUGAACUGCAUGAUUGUGAAAUAUACAAGGGUGAGCAUUUUAUCUCAUUUCUAAAGCUUUGUAAUCUUAGAAUCUUGUGUUUUUAGAAAUCUCAUAGCUUUAAUGUGUGAACGAUAUUUUACAGAAUAAGUUAUAUAAUUAUUUAGAUGUUCUUCUUCUGUAUAUUGUAUAUUUAUUUCAGAAGUUGAUUUGUAACAAAUAGCAUGUAUCAGGAUGUAAUGAUCACAACAUUUGCAUCAGACACUCAAUAUGCUAUUAUUCUAGAAUAUUAUUUCUUCUUUUUCUCAUUUUUUAUUUACUUUAUUGUGCAUGUUAUAUAUAUAAAGCAGUCAGAUUCAUAUGUUUAUAUUUCAUCCAGUGUAAGUUUGGUCUGUGUUGCUCUGUUAUGUCAGGUAACUUCUUAUUGUCCCUUGAAUACUACACUACCUGUGUGGAGUUUAAAAAUGUUCUAUUUUAUUGAGUUAACUGUUACAUGGCAUUCUGGAUUCAUUAUUCCCAAGUUUGUAAUUCAAUGGAGAGAAAAAAUAGCCAAAGGUGAUAAAAAGGCAGUAGAAAAGACCACAGAUGUAGAAUUAAAGAUUUGAGGAAGAUAUAGUCAGAGAGUAGAUUAUACGAGUGUACAUUUGUACAUUUGAUUCCAAAAUAUACAUUAAAAUAUAAGCAUCUGAAACACUCUGUUAUAUUUUUUUCUCUUUCAUUAAGAUUACAAGAUUGAUCCCAUAAAAUUGCGAAAGAUAAGGUUCACAAAUUCAUAAAACCAAAACCUAUAGUGUAUGUGCCUACGUGGUACUUUCUUCAUAAGCCUUGUGAUGUUGAUUCACAGUAUAUAGUCAGUACUGUUUUAGUUUAAUUCAGUAGUACCAUACUUAUCAUAGUCUUGUAGUUCUAUCUAAAAAAGAAAAAAAUAUUUUGAUAGCUCAUGUUGUUAAAAAAUAUACUUUUUACUUGAAUCCCUAUUCAGGUCCACAACAUUCUAGUGAAACUCAUGAACAAGAAAGGUACUCCUUUCCUUAAUAUUUUUAAUUUUUUAAUUUUAAAUAUUAGCACUGCCAAUAUUUAAUGAUUGUGAUUUAAUUCUUGGGUUAUAAUCAUGAACAUAGAUAUUUUGGAAUUUGAACCUUCUAAAUCAUGUAAAGUUUAUAUCAAAAUCAAAUCACUGCAGAAAAUGUUUGCAAUUAAAAUAACAUCAUUUUAAACUAUGCAAUGAGGUAUCAUUAAAUUGCCAUUUAAGAAUAAAGUAUUAAUUCUUGAUUUAGAUUAGUAAUAAAUUAUGUGUGUCUACAACCCCCCAUGACGAUUAUCAAUUGGACUGCAUGUUUUUCUGUUUUCUACGCAUGUCUUGAUGAUGUAUUAAAUUGUUCUUGGAAUCCGUCAGGCAUAAUGGUGAUUGGUUUGUUACUCAGCUCACUGCAGCAAUGGAAGCAUGAAGAAAUAAUCAGGAUCUUGUCUUCAUUCUCUGCUUUAAAAUCAAAACUACUUGAUCGCUAAAACUGUUCAUGCUAUAUGAUUACCUGCUGAUAUCAAACAUAGUCUAUGAAGACAUUAUUUUGUUCAAAAUCAAAUUGGAAUAAUUGACUUUUUAUUGAAAAUGACUUUACAGAGUUGAAGGCUCUAGGUUUUUGCAAUUUUACCAUCGUCUUUCUAUGAAAUUAAAUUGUAAGUAAUGCCCUGUUGUAAAAGAAUUCUUUAAACAUCUGUAGGUGCACAUGUAUUACCUUAGUAUUUUGGAAAAUCAUACAGUCGGUGUAGGUUACUAAGGAGCUGUGUUACCAUUGCUAUUGAUUUGUGAUGUACAACCCCUUUCUGCGUAUCGAGAUGAAAGAUGAAAGAAAUUGUAUAAACUUAUAUUAAAUGCUUUUUGGGUGCAUUAUUUCUGUAUCAUUUGACUGGACAUUAUCCAGUAAAGAAGGGCUGUAUACCUAUGAAAGUGGGGCUAUGGGAAUGCACCUUUUCUGCUAAGCAGUAAACAAAUGGUUUGUGAAUGGAAAUCUGAUUGUGUAGACAAGCAUUACUGGUAUAUAGUUAUACUGCUAUGCUGUGAGAAGAGGCUGUCUAACUACAAUACAAAGAAGAUCGGCAAUGUGUAUGUGCUCCUGUUAAUGAAACCAGUAAACCAUGUUGUGAGGGAUUCCACAUCCAUGUUUUGUAGAGGCCCAUCCUCACUGCCGUUUACAUGUACUAUGCCUGCAGUCACAGUAGUGUGAAUAUAUUUUGAGCACCCCGGCCUCGAUACUCUGUAUAGAUGUGUGUUGUCUCCAUAUUUAAUUGUACUCUAUUGUGAUGUGAUCAAAAUUUAAUUUAUUCAAAAACAAUGUACUAGUAUGUCUAUAUGAGUGACUGCCUACAAUGUACUAGUAUGUCUAUGUGAGUGACUGCCUACAAUGUACUGGUAUGUUUAUGUGAGUGACUGCCUUGUAAUUUCAUAAAAUUGUUAGAGAGAAUGAGAGCAAGAUGUUUUGCUUGAAUGU